GUUCAGACACUACCAUUGGAUGCUCUCAUCCAGUUUCUAACCCCUCCAGCUGUCCCGUCCCCGCAGCAUGCACGAGCACUCGUCACAGCGCUGUCGACUCAAACACCUGCUCCGUCCCCUUCAGUCAUGCUGCCGAUUUUAUCGAGUAUAUGUGCUACAAACGCACCGGCCUCCCUGCAGUAUGCGGGGUUUGACGUUCUUGCAGCCUAUUGUUCUUGCGGUACGCACCUUGCGACGUCGGACCGGCUCACGUUUUUCGAUAUAUUGCAGUCUACUUUGGACGGCAAUUGGAACCAGGAGGUUUGGGAAUCGCGUCUAAAGGCGAUGAACGCGCUCACGCCUACGCUAGAAGACGUACUAGGGAUCGAGAAACUACUAUUGGGUCUGCUUUCUGGCUGGCUCAGGCAGGCAUUCGAAGACUAUUGUUCUAAGGAUGCCGACAGACAGGAGCGAGAACGGCCUGUUGAGACAUUGAGUGACGCGUUGAUCGAAUGGUUCUCGCGUCUUGAGGAAUCUGGCCGUCUCCCAGAAGAGCAAGGCUUGUCUUUCUUCGAGUUUUAUCAAUCUCUCGUCGAUUAUGCGUUGCGUUUGCCUCUUGAGGAUGUGCAACAUUCUACUCCACCAACACCUACACCUCCGACAUCCCAGCGGGAUAGCUCCAACACAACUUUUGCGCGACAUAGACGCCAUCCUUCGUCGAUAACCAGUGUACCUUCUCCACUCUCACCACUUAGUCCUAAUAUUCGUACGCAUUCUCCCCCGGUCCGCGGUCCUGUUCAAUUUGCUUCGUCGAUUUAUCUUAAUUUUCUCAAUUCGCGACUGAAGCGGCUCCCUCUUUCAUUUUUACCUUCACUCAUGCCUUUGCUUUUGCGUAUCCUCUCGGCUGUCAUGUCACCUCUCCCGCCAUUAUCUCCGGGUAUAACGAAACGCAAUCCAGUUGAACAUCGCGUUCUCAAGACAAUUACUGCUCUACUCACUGGACCUUAUGCAACCACCUGCCUCAUCCUCCUUCGCCAACUUCUUCUACCCGUUCCCGGAGGUGAUGUUGUUACACAGGUUAGGACGUCUUUGGGCGCACUACGUGCCUUACGACAACAGAUCAGAACCGUUCUAGAAGAUCGCAUGGCUAUGCGUAUCGUUCAGCGAGGAACAUCGUCGUCCGCAACACCCUCUGGCGCACCAGCCUCAGCGGUCGUACUGGACGAUUACUUAAUUGAACGGGCACAACGCGCAUGGACGAAAGAGGGAGCCGCUGUAUGGGAUGCGCGAAAGGUUUCCUUUUUCCUGGUAAAGGCUAUUCAGGAAUGGAACGACACUGCAAUCCCAACUGACAAGGAGCGCAUACUUGAGGAAAUCGCCGGAUUAUUACAUGAUGUCCUGCAAGAGAUGGAUGACCGCUUUGAUGAUCAAGAUUUCCUCGCUGGGAAGGACUUCCACGAUGCCGACACGGGAGGUGCCGUAGGGCGUACACUUCAUGAACUCAUGAAAUAUGUCAAAGGACUUCGUAACGAGGAUGGAAUGCCAAUGAUACUGCCUCUGAGCAACGCUUUUGCAGCACCUACACCUUUCUUACGUGCACUGGCCGAUUGCUUCGGGCACAAACAAUCGUUGUCCUACAUCGACCCGCCUGUAUCCCUUAUCCUCCUUUCCGUCGUAGACCACCUUCUCGAUAUCGAUUCCGAACGCAUCCCAUUGCUGAUGGUUCAACAGCAUUUGUUAAAGCCAACGUCGUUUGAAUGGCUAGGAAACUGGGAGCAAUUGUUGCGCAGUACCCAUCUGUUCAUGCAGACCCGUCCCAGAACAAGGCGAGCAUCGAUCAGCGCACUGCACUCUGUAUUUUCUCUGGUUCGUGAUAUGCAGGGUUAUCGCCGGCCUCUGAUGGAUUACGUAUUCAACUUUUGGACCCAGAUGGUAUCGGGGAGGAACGAGGGUGGUGACGGAUCGACUAUAUGGCGACUACUUGGUGAAGAAGCUGUCUUGCGGGCGACGGAAGAUGACAUCGAUGACCUAUUCACCCCGACGCAGGAGACAACACCGGAUAUCUCCAGCGUGACCGUGCACAUGAUUUUGGCUGCGCUCGCGGCUGCUUCCACUUACUGCGAGUGCGAUGGAGAGAUCGAAGUUUGCGUGAAGCCGGUCGAGGUUCCGCCUGCGUCUCCCAUGGUACCUAUGACGCCUUCAAACACUGUUGCAUCAAAUCUUGCCUCGCCCAUCCUUCCAAGGGUGGCCACUGAGACGCAGGCGCAGCCAAUGGCCAACAUGCAGCAGCAGCUUUUGUCUCUACUCUCAUUUAGUAGCCCUCGGAACCAGAGUCAAAAUCAAGUUCCGCAGGUCUCAAGUCCCGAUGAUAUACUAACAUCAUCUAGUACUCGUGCAGAUCGUUCACCAUUGUCUCGAGAAAGUCCGGAACCUAUCACUGUACCUGUCGUUUGUCGUGGUCUUACUGCGGUUUCUGCCCUAUGCGAAGUCUUCUUGAAGCUCGCAUUCAUUGAUAGUUUGAUGACCACUCGGCAAUCCCGCCUGGCAAUAUAUGUCUUCGGUCAAUUGCUGCGUCUCCUACGUACCGCUCACUGCCCGCGGGCGCGAAUUGCCGUACUGCAAACGCUUACUCGCCUACGCGCUGAUCGUGAUCACCGAGUUUACUUUGCACGCGCUCCCGAGGAGCAGGACCAGCAGAUCCUAUCCCUCGCGCGGCUUGUAGGACGGCUCCGUGAUUCUUCAGCCGUUUGUGCUCCAGUUGACGAAGCACGCGCAGAAGAGAUCUUUCUUGAAAGGGCACGAGCUGCUCAAGUGCUAGACCGCGAUGGGAGAAGGGCAUCUCGUGGCCGCGGAAGUAGGAGAUCAGGUACUGUGAGUCGAAGUAGGUCCAGAGCGCCUGGACAUACGAGCCAGUCGGCGAACUCCGCCAAUGUCAGACCUCGAGAUCAACUGUGGGCUGAACCCGACGUCGUCCCGUUCUCACUAGACAAUGCUGAUAAAGGGAGUCAAAGGCUGGUUACUUAUGAUCCUAUCGGGCCAAACGAUGCGAUUGUGCUUCCAGUCUCCGAUUAUAUGGAUGAGCUGGUGGAAAUUAUCAAGACAGACCGUGAUUGGGAAGUGCUUUCAUAUGUCCUCGUUCAUCUCCCAGCACAACUUGCGAAUAAGCACUUUUGGUGUGGUCCAAUUGCUCGGGAGUCCAUUUCGAAGUUGCUCGCAGAACUGUGUCAGAGCAUAAAGGCUAACACACUCGGGAAAUAUGUAAAUCAAGAGGAGUGGCCAACGUUGUCAAAAUCCCGAGAUGCGAUUGGACUGGCAUACCAUACACUAACAGUGUUGAUAAGCUACAACACAAUAUUUGACCCUGCAAAACGCAAAACGCUCCUUGACAUCCUCCAGAUGGGUUUGAGCGGAAAAGGUGACACUGUCAUAAUUUGUACACACGCACUCAACCUCUGUGUAUACGAGAUGGAGACGACCGUGGUUAAGGAGCUGCCAAGCAUUUUGGAAAAACUCACCCAGAUCGUUUCAAACCCCUCAAUAGCCGUGCAUAUUCUUACUUUCCUUGGGAACCUCAACUCAUUACCGAACAUCUAUUCGAACUUCACACAUGCCGAUUACAAACUUGUCUUCGCCGUAGCACUGCAGUACCUUCAACAUCACAAUCGUCUGGAGACAUCUAGAGAAAUGCCGUUUUCGCUCUCACAACACGUCCGUAUUAUGUCUUAUUACGUUCUUUACAUGUGGUUCUUGUCUUUGAAACUGGAAGACCGGGCGCAGCACGUGCCAUUCAUUGUGCGUCAACUAUUACUCGCAAACAAUGAUGAGGACCGCAACGAGAUCGACGUCCCGACGGAGGUCGCUUUUGACUUGCUGGCUAGGUACACGUAUGCAAACGCAGAUUCAAAGCCCGCACAGUCUUUACUGGGUGAUAUUCUCUCCAAGCCUAGCGAAGGUGCACCGGAUAACGGGGCUAUACAAGAGAAAUCUUGGGUUAUGGGCUAUUCAAUCGUAACCGUACGACUUCUAGCGAAGUCCGGUUGGUUGGAGGUUACUACGCGCAGGCCAUCCGGGACGACGAGAUUCCUCUGCAAAUCAGAGAAUGUGCCAUUAGUAAACUUAGGCGACCUUGAUCCUGAUAUGGUUACCAUUCCAGCAAGUUUGAUGAUGGACAAGGAUCCGAGCUUUCUGAGGUCGAUCCUAUCCUCUGACGAGGCUACGGAAUCGAGCGAUGAGCCAUCCGAGACGUCUGAAGGUGGCGAUGAGUUGGCUAACCAAGUCUUCAAAUUACCCGACGAAGCUGGGGAGAACGUUGCUCGUCCAGAUCCCGUGAAAGGUUACGUCUGGACUGGAUCCGCACCAUCGCAGAGACGAAAACGGGUUGACCUUGAUCCAUCUUUCUUCCCGUUGCAAUUUUCACCGUACCCGGAUACGAAGAGCAUACAACGUAGAGGGCGAAUCGUCCGUGACACUCGAGCGCUCGCUUCUGCGAUCCGGACUCUGGACCGAAUACCCGUUAUUGAUACGCACAAAGUCGGUAUUUUGUACGUCGGACCGGGACAGACAGACGAAAUUGCCAUACUGAGAAAUACGAGAGGAUCUCCUGCAUACGCAAGGUUCCUGGAAGGGUUGGCACGACUAAUCAAAGUCCGAGGUCAACUCGAUGUAUAUACCGGUGGUCUUGAUCCAGACGAGGAUGGCGAGUACGCCUUUGCUUGGUGGGAUGAUGUGGGACAGGUUUUGUAUCACACUGCAACAAUGAUGCCAAAUUGCGAGGAUGAUGAGCGAUGCAACUUCAAGAAGCGACAUAUUGGCAAUGACCUAGUCCGAAUCGUGUGGAAUGACUCUGGGCUACCCUACCGCUUCGACACCCUUUCCACAGAAUUCCAAUUUGUCAAUAUUGUCAUUGAGCCUCACUCGCGCGGUGCAAUUGCUGCUUAUUCUGACAACAAGCACGAGAACGAGUACUUCAAGCUCAUCGUACAAUGCGCGGAGGGUAUGGCCGAGUUCGCACCGAUCGGCGAUUUCAAGAUAGUAUCCGCAAAAAGCUUGUCGAUUCUCGUCCGUCAACUCAGUCUUGUAGCUGACUGGUACGCCUCAAUCUUCAAGGAUACUGUUAGAGACACUGAGAGGAAUGAGAUUGUCACCAAUUGGCGUGCACGGUUGGAGACCAUAAAAAAAUUCGCGAGUACUGUCCCGAGCCCAUACGAAAAUGUUCCGGUCGAUCAUGGUGUCAUGGGAAUGCAGGCCUCUCUUGAUUUCACUCCCGGGUAUUGAUUUACCCUGGGCAUUCGUCACUUUUCUUCUUUAACUUUUAUUGUCGAGGUUUUCGUCGAUUGGGCUGCACUUAUCGUGGUUUCUGGGAGUUCGUUCAACUUUUUUAUUCGGUCUGCGAUCUAGCUUGCCCAUGAUAUCAUUGUACAAUAUCCACCUACUACUGAACCGUAGUUGUUUUCAAUUCAUUUGAUAUCAUUCGAGCCGUGCUGAUUUGAGGUGUACG
Molecule: messenger RNA, 5476 nt
Organism: Fomitiporia mediterranea MF3/22
Lineage: Eukaryota; Fungi; Basidiomycota; Agaricomycetes; Hymenochaetales; Hymenochaetaceae
Exons: 3
Coding region: 127-5253 (1708 amino acids)
Biological process (GO): positive regulation of GTPase activity; regulation of small GTPase mediated signal transduction; negative regulation of TOR signaling
Cellular component (GO): nucleus; TSC1-TSC2 complex; cytoplasm
Molecular function (GO): GTPase activator activity
Source: RefSeq, a predicted model, not a curated record